UCCCCUCCUAAUAUAACUCCUCUCUCCAGUCACCUACUGUCAUCUUCACUAUUUCCUAGCGUCCUUAUCAUAAAACUUGCUUUUUAUAGUACUUCAUCAUUCCCCGUGCCCCAUCAUUCAAAAGUGCAUGAGUAAUGUUUGUAAUAUAUGAGAACUAUACUUAUGCAUAAUUGGUGGGUUGAUAUAUUUUUCCCUUUCAGCUGUGACAAGCAUUCGAAUUGCCUCCCUGGCAAUUCGAAAAAAAUCAAAAACUGCACCAUUUUCUCCGGACUUGUCUGCGACGGGUGCGAGGAUGGAAAUUAUUUUGACCCUCUAGUGGAAGGGUGUAUUAAAUGCUCGCCUUCCUGUAGCAUCCUUCAAGAAGAAAUAAGAUCUUGCACUACUGAUCAUGACCGGGAGUGCAAGACAAAAAGAACGGUCACAUCCCCUGACUUGGGUAAUUCGCCGACGAGUCCUGAAACGGAGAUUCCGCCCACUGGCCAUGGUGGAAAGGUUCCAGCGUUGGCUGCCGAAGGAACUCCCCAUACCUCACCACCAAUUCCAGUGGUAAAAGAUGUAAGGUUUUGGGGCGGUGUCUUUGGAGGAAUCACCGGCAUCUUAGUUAUAGUAGCAAUAGUUGCAGCCAUUAUUUGCAGAAAAUCAAGUAUUCAAAAGAGACUUGAUGCUAAGCAAGGGCAGCCACUGAUGUCAUCUGCUAAACCCGGUGAGUUUUAAUAGCCUGCCUCCCCUAAUUUCUCGUCCAUUCUCACUCCUACUAGGGACUAGGGGGUGGGGCACAGGCUCAUGACUAGCGUGCUGAACCCUGGAUUAAGUGGUCAAGUUGAAGUUGACGUUCGCGCCCUGGCUGGAGUCACUGUGCUAUGUUAUUCUCAGAAUACCUCUCUCCCGCAACGGGGAAAAACCUGGUAACGGCAAAUUCACUUCUUGGGGGUAGGGGGCGGGGGUAGCCCUGUCAUGAACUAGCAUCCCAUCCAGGAAGGAGUAGCAUUACCCGUCGCUUUAUGCACCUUUCGCCUUUGUUCAUUAACACGUAUUUUGGGAU
Messenger RNA from Orbicella faveolata, 1042 nucleotides. RefSeq lists its product as uncharacterized. Gene Ontology annotation, biological process: positive regulation of JNK cascade; positive regulation of canonical NF-kappaB signal transduction. The record is from RefSeq and is a predicted model, not a curated record. Gene Ontology annotation, cellular component: plasma membrane. Lineage: Eukaryota; Metazoa; Cnidaria; Anthozoa; Scleractinia; Merulinidae. Gene Ontology annotation, molecular function: signaling receptor activity; protein binding.